AAUCAAGUUGCCUCUUGCCGCCAUUUCUCUCCUUCAAAUCUUUCACACACAGCCAAGAAGAGAAUAAAAACAUUUGAAGCCACAACUCUUUCAGGUUAUGGAUUCACAUUUCUCUCUUUCAAUUCAAGUUUCACUGUUACGGAUUUUCUUUCCAAAGUAAUAUAUAAAUUUGAUUUCACAAUAGAAUUUGCUUCUCUUUUUUUGAUAGUCACUUUAUUCGUCCAAGUGAGCGAAGAUUGAGCAUGUUACGAUUUUAGGGAUUGAUUUGUGAUUCUGAUUAAGGAGAACGCGAAGACACAUGUGGCUGCUUGCUACAGUGAUGCAGAUCGGUCUGAAUCUAUGUGUCUGCAUGUGUUAUUGCAGUUGAUGCUAACGCUAUGAACCUCCUUUUAAUAGGUUCAGAUUAUGCAUAUUAUAUUUGGAUAGAAGUCUUAUAUUGAAGGUCAAAAUGAGAUGCAAUGCGUGCUGGCGAGAAUUGGAAGGGCGAGCUGUUUCUACUACUUGUGGACACCUCUUAUGUACUGAAGAUGCAAGCAAGAUCCUUAAUAGUGAUGCAGCAUGUCCAAUCUGUGAUCAAGUGCUUUCUGAGAGCCUUAUGAAACCUGUGGAGAUCAAUCCAAAUGACGAAUGGAUAAACAUGGCAAUGGCUGGAAUAUCUCCACAAAUAUUGAUGAAAAGUUCAUACAGAAGCGUGAUGUUUUAUAUUGGGCAAAGGGAAAUUGAGAUGCAAUACAAGAUGAAUAGAGUUGUAGCUCAGUGCCGGCAGAAAUGUGAAUCUAUGCAAGAAAAGUUCACAGAAAAACUGGAGCAGCUGCAUACUGCAUAUCAGAAAGUAGCCAAAAGGUGUCAGAUGAUGGAACAAGAGAUUGAUAGUUUGUCAAAGGAUAAACAAGAGCUCGAGGAAAAAUUCUCAGAGAAAUCCAGGCAGAAGAGGAAACUUGAUGAAAUGUACGAUCAGUUGAGAAAUGAGUAUGAUUCAACGAAAAGAUCAGCCAUCCAACCAGCAAACAAUUUCUUUUCAAGAAAUGAGCCUGAUUUGUUCUCAAAUCAUGCUGCUAGCUUGAUGGAUAACAGAAACCCUGUCUGGAAAGUUGACCUAAUUCCUGCAGAUUGGACGGUUUCCACUCCUCCAACUCCAGGGCCUCGGGAGGAUAUAUGGCCUGCAAGACAGAACAGCCCUAAUUCUGGUCCUUUUGACAUCUCUGAUGGCUCACCAGCAAAACAAGCAGCCAUGCCAGUUGAUUUUGGAAAUAGAAGACCUGGUGCUGUCCAUGCCUUUGGAGCUGGGUCUGGCAACCCCACAAUGACGUUAAGGAACUUGAUUCUAUCCCCGAUAAAGCGCCCUCAGCUUUCUCGUAGCCGCCCUCAAAUGUUCACUUUGUAGCCUACAAGGCAAGGCGUGCAGUUUACCCAGACUAGUCUGGUAUAGUUGGUUCUGGUAUAGCUGUGAGAUUCCUAUGCUUUUUUUUUUUUUUUCUUUUCAUGUUUUUCAGUUAAAAAAGAAAAAAAAAAGGAUAGGAGAAAAGGGAUAAUGCAACACAAACAAGAAAGCGUAAUCCUGAUAUCAUGCAAGUGUAGAUUUUAGGUUCCUUUGCUUCCUUGUGAUCUACCUCAGGUUGAGUGACUAGCAGCAGACAUCGUGCAAGUGUAGAUGUUGGAUUUUGCGGUGAUAUAAUUAAACAGGGUACAUAGAA
Messenger RNA from Populus euphratica (Euphrates poplar), 1694 nucleotides. RefSeq names its product E3 ubiquitin-protein ligase CCNB1IP1 homolog. The coding region runs from base 449 to 1384 and encodes 311 amino acids. The record is from RefSeq and is a predicted model, not a curated record. NCBI's taxonomy places the organism in Eukaryota, Viridiplantae, Streptophyta, Magnoliopsida, Malpighiales, Salicaceae. Gene Ontology annotation, biological process: chiasma assembly. The transcript has 9 exons.